AUCCCCGACGUCCUAGUAUCCCCCGAAAUUGUCCCCCGGGGACGGAUAGCCGGAGUGACCCACGGCACAGGAUGUCGUUCUCUUUCUGCGAGCCGAUUUAUCCACAUGCGACCAGAUGCCGAGACGACCUCCGCAAAGUCCCCAUACCUCCCAGUGCCCAAGGGUGGCGGGCCAGAUCCCCGGAACACAUCCCGAAGAGGCGCUCGGGAUGAAUCCCGGACUGCCUUCAAAAGUAGUUGCCCGGGGGGGAUUUCUGCAUACUAAUCGAGCUGGACGUUCUAUUCUGGAUAGAUUCCAUUCCUUGCAUAUUACCCGUCACCUCCAGCAUGGAAAAAGUCGACGUGCUUAUUUGCGGCAGUGGUUCAGCCGGACUAUGCGCCGCAACCUGGCUCGCACGAUACGGCGUCCGCUGUAAAGUGCUCGAACGCCGCGACGGACCUAUGAAAAUGGGCCAAGCCGACGGAGUCCAAUGUCGCACGGUGGAAAUCUUUGAGAGUUUCGGUAUCGGCGAGGAGUUGUUGCGAGAGGCGUAUCACGUCCUCGAGGUCAACUUUUGGGCUGAUGAGGGGACGGGCGUGAUCAAGCGGACUGGUCGGACGGCGGAUACGCAGCCGGGUCUUUCGCAUCAGCCGCAUGUGAUCUUGAACCAGGCGCGGAUCAACGGGUUGCUGAUUGAGUUGAUGCAGAAGUAUAACGAUCAGCAGAUUGAUUAUGGGUACAAUGUCACCUCCGUUCAGGUUGAUAGUGCUGCGGCUGCGGAUUCGGAGGCUUAUCCGGUCACGGUGACUGCGGAGAAGGAUGGAAGGACGACGACGUUUGCUGCGAAAUAUGCAUUGGCCUGCGACGGCGCCCACAGUAUCGUCCGCAAAGCGCUGGGUUACAAGAUGAUCGGCGACAGCAGCGAUGCCGUCUGGGGUGUGAUGGACAUGGUCCCACGUACCAACUUUCCCGACUUCCGCAAGAAAUCCACCAUUCGGUCCAAGGCAGGAAACAUCCUGAUCAUCCCCCGCGAGGGCGACAACAAUAAUUUGACCCGGUUCUAUAUCGAGCUGGCUCCCGGCACCAAUCCCAAGGACGUCACCCUGGAGAACUUACAGCGCCAGGCACAAGCUAUCCUACAACCGUAUCAGAUUGAAUUUGUCGAAACGGUUUGGUGGUCCGCCUAUUCAAUCGGUCAGCGCCACGCCGACUUCUUCCACAAGGAUCACCGCGUUUUCCUGGCCGGUGACGCGUGUCACACGCACUCUCCCAAGGCCGGUCAGGGUAUGAACGUCAGUCUACAGGACGGCUAUAACAUUGGCUGGAAACUCGGUGAGAUUCUCACCGGGUUAGCGGACCCUUCUCUUCUCGAGACUUAUGUCUUGGAGCGAAAGAAGACGGCUAUCGAUCUUAUUACCUUUGAUCGUUACUUCUCCAAGCUCUUUUCCUCUGGAGCGAACACGUCUCCUGCGGAGUUCCAAGACGGUUUCAUCCAGUCCGGCAAAUAUACUGCUGGAUUGACGGCUAAAUAUGACGUUUCCCCGAUCACAACUGCCUUGGAGGGCAAGCAACUUGCCUCGAAUGUCGUGGUGGGCAUGCGUCUACCCAGUGCUCAGGUGGUCCGAUUCUGUGAUUCCAAGCCCUUGCAGUUGAUGAAGGCACUUAAGUCGGAUGGCCGGUGGCGCAUCAUGGCUUUCAUAGGAGAUUUGACUGUUGCAGAGAAUCGAGAAAAGUUGAAUCAGCUCGGAGAAUACCUGUCAUCACCCGAAAGCCCCGUUUAUACAUUCACUCCCAAGUCCCAGGACGUGGACAGUCUGAUCGAGACUAUCGUAAUCGGCCACGGAAAGCGGCACGAUGUCGAGCUGGAGCAGAUUCCAGCAGUAUUCUACCCAGUCGCAGGCAAGAACCAGACCCGAGAUCUCCACAAAAUCUACUAUGAUGAUGAGAGCCAUAAUAAGGGCCACGGCCAUGCAUACGAAUACCUGGGCAUCGAUCCGCAACAAGGAGCCCUAAUCAUCGUCCGACCCGAUCAAUAUGUAUCCGCCGUGCUGGACAUCACCGACUAUACCCAAAUCGGCAAGUUCUUCGCCGGCUUCCUGAAAACACAAGCAACUCCGGAGACUACGGAGCAUAGCUAUCGCACCACCAGUCCGCUUGAUAGCAGAUUGUAGUGAUUCGAAUACCCCCUCUUUUCUACAUUGUACAUAUUACUAUUUUAAGAGAUUUCUGCAUAAAAGGAUUUAUGGGAUUGGCUUUUUUAGUCUUUGUCAACGGCUUUGCGGAAGUAUAAGCUUGACAGGAUUCGCCGCU
Penicillium brasilianum is the source of this 2289-nucleotide messenger RNA. The record is from the annotation of a GenBank genome assembly. NCBI's taxonomy places the organism in Eukaryota, Fungi, Ascomycota, Eurotiomycetes, Eurotiales, Aspergillaceae.